AUGGAUCGAUCUUCCAAGAGCCGGGGGAGGACUGGGACAUUCGCCGUGCAGCAUGCUCGGGCGAUGGGGAUGCGUAUGAUCGCAAUCGACACCAGCAAUGAGAAACGAGACCUGCGUAAGAAACUAGGUGGAACUCUAGUGGUAGUGGGACUGCCUGACGAUACGACGGCCAUUGCCGGAGCCCAGCCGAUGACAAUGGUCAUGCAGCAGAUCCGUAUUAUCGGGAGCCUGGUGGGAAGACUCAAGGAUGUCGAGGAGGCGCUCGACUUCACGGUCAGAGGUAUACCCAUUUUGACCCGCGGCACGCUCGAAGAGGUUGACAAAUAUUGCGAAUUGAUAAUGGCUGGGAACGUUGUUGGACGUGUCGUUCUCGAUCAUGUCAUUACGGACAGGCGCAAAGCGCGAGAUCCGCCCAUGAUAGAACCCGUGGUGCAGUUUCACGGAAAAUGGCCAUUUCAUCGUUUCCUGGGCAUCCAGGAACCCUUCUCGGUAUUGUUCUCAUUGAUGAAUUUCAUGGCUCAUCGGGAGGGCAUGAUGAGAAUUCGAGAGUCCCUCCCAGUUCGGUACAGUCUUCGACCGUAUUAUCUGGCAUUUGGCUAUUUUGGGCUAGCCAGUUGGAUCUUUAGUAUGAUUUUCCACACUCGAGACUUUAACAUCACCGAGAAGCUGGACUAUUUCGCGGCUGGAGCGAGUGUGCUUUAUGGACUUUACUACACUCCCAUUCGCAUCUUUCGACUGGACAAGAACGAGCCGACAAAGCAGAGCAUUCUUCGCGUAUGGACUAUUCUUUGCGUUCUUCUCUACGCCGCCCACGUCAUCUAUCUGACGGCAUGGAGCUGGGACUACACCUACAACAUGGCUGCGAAUGUGGCGGUGGGCAUUGUUCAAAAUCUACUCUGGAGCGGUUUCAGUAUCUCCCGCUACCGCAAACUGCAGAAAACGUGGGCCGCUUGGCCCGGUCUCAUUGUCGCCUGGAUCAUCAUGGCCAUGAGUUUGGAGCUGUUUGACUUUCCCCCGAUUGGCGGAAUGAUUGAUGCACAUAGUCUGUGGCAUUUGGGGACCGUGUUUCCCACCGUCUGGUGGUACAGUUUUUUGAUCAAAGAUGCGCAAGAAGACCUGGCCAGUCAACGACUGAAAGCUUGA
Molecule: messenger RNA, 1143 nt
Organism: Rhinocladiella mackenziei CBS 650.93
Lineage: Eukaryota; Fungi; Ascomycota; Eurotiomycetes; Chaetothyriales; Herpotrichiellaceae
Exons: 6
Coding region: 1-1143 (380 amino acids)
Biological process (GO): GPI anchor biosynthetic process
Cellular component (GO): endoplasmic reticulum membrane
Molecular function (GO): hydrolase activity, acting on ester bonds
Source: RefSeq, a predicted model, not a curated record